AUGAACAGAGGCAGCUUCUCUGAAAACUGCAGGGAAGAUAGGCAGAAAUUAGAGAAGGAAUCCAAGAAUUUCAAGAUUAUUUCCAAAUACUUCUCUAAGGAAGAGUGGGCACGUCUGGGAUACUCGGAGAAAAUCAGCUAUGUGUAUAUGAAGAGAAACUAUGAAACCAUGACUCGUCUAGGUCUCAAGGGUACCCUACCAGCUUUCAUGCAUCCUAAAAAGGGAGCCACAGAAUCCAAGCAUUGUGAUUCUAAAAUUAAGAACCCCAAGGAAAAGGAUGAAUCUCCUCAAGGGACUUCCAACAUGCAAUUGAGAAAACACCAGAAGGUGGAGUCCAAGAAGCCUGUAAAGGAAAAAAAACGUUCGGAGUUAGAACCAGGAACAUCAGGCCCAGAGCAGGCUCAGAGACAGUUGUGCCCCCGGGACAAAGCAAGUACCUCUUCUCAGCAGAGUGAGAAAACAUCAGGAUCCAAGAGAAAGAAGGUUAAUGUUUGGGCCCACAGACUGCGAGAAAGAAAACCAGUGGCCUAUGAAGAGAUCAGUGAUCCCGAGGAAGAUGACUAA
Messenger RNA from Dama dama (fallow deer), 564 nucleotides. RefSeq names its product SSX family member 4 (gene SSX4). The coding region runs from base 1 to 564 and encodes 187 amino acids. Gene Ontology annotation, biological process: regulation of DNA-templated transcription. The record is from RefSeq and is a predicted model, not a curated record. The transcript is spliced from 6 exons. Lineage: Eukaryota; Metazoa; Chordata; Mammalia; Artiodactyla; Cervidae. Gene Ontology annotation, cellular component: nucleus.